AUGUCGUGUCCGUUCCGGCGCAUGUCCAGCCAGGGCCCGACAGCGGCAUCUGGAAAAGCGGCUCCCCUGCAGCGCCAGAGUUCCGUGCAGCCGAGCAGUGCUAUCGACAACGAGGUCGCCGUGCCGGAGGACACCCUCAACCUGAAGCAUUUGAGCGACGCGAUUCAAUUGCUCACGUCGCCAGCGAAUGAAAAACUGCAAGAAGCCGUUGAAUCAUUGUUGCUAAAAAAUAACAAUUUUACAAGAUUUCUCGACAAGUUACCAAAAGAUGUGGAUAAUAAUCCAAAUUAUGAUUAUUUGGAAGAUGUUCGCAUAGCUGUUUCCAGUGAAGAAGGCAUAGAAGGGGACCAAUUUAUAUACAUGAUAGGAGAAGAAAUUAUAACAAUAGCAUGCAGAAAUAGAGUAACCGAACGCGCCCUGAAAGCUCUCGGGCCUGAUCUUCGGGGAUUUUUGGCAACAUUAGACGGUGUGCAUGACGUCUUGCAACUUCAGCAGACGCAGUCUGACCAGACAGAUGCGGGUUUUGUUUGUGCAGGUCCUGGUGAACUGCUAUUUACCACAGAUCGACCUACCGUGGCUUCUUUACUGGUGGGGUGUCUUCGCGCUGUUGCCUAUUUACUUUACAACACGAAAGUGGAAGUACAGAUGCAUCCAACUUCUGAAGAUCCUAGAACGUUCAGUGUGCAGAAAAAACUUAUCAUCGAUGAUAUUUGUCCUGAAAGUGUCCAUAUGAGAAAGCUGUCUACAAAUGCUAAUGAUCUGCAGAUUGGAGUCGCAAGUUUCUGCAAAGCGUUUCCCUGGCAUUUCAUUAUGGAUAGAAAAUUGGAACUGGUACAACUGGGUGCUGGUUUUGCGAGAGUUUUUGGAGCAGAUGUCAUUCGAGCUGGUCGAAGAGCCGAAAAUUAUUUUCGUUUUGUUCGACCUUGCGGACUAGCGAUGAAUUUUCAGGAAAUUAAAAAACGGACCAAUACGCCAUUUGUAGUUGCCUUGGAACCACCACCCGGGCGUGGACAAUUUCCUGUUAUGGGAUUAGAGCUGAAAGGCCAGAUGGUGUUUUGUCCAGAAAGUGAUUGCUUGAUGUUUGCUGGUUCACCAUUCUUGAACGGAUUAGAAGGUUUAACAGGUCGCGGUUUGUUUUUAUCAGAUAUUCCACUUCAUGACGCUACAAGAGAUGUUAUAUUAGUAGGAGAACAAGCUCGAGCUCAGGAUGGUCUCAGAAGACGUAUGGACAAAUUGAAAAACUCAAUAGAAGAAGCAAAUUUAGCAGUAGACAAAGAACGAGAGAAAAAUGUGUGCUUAUUACAUUUAAUCUUUCCUCCUGAUAUAGCAAAAAAACUUUGGCUCGGUGAAGCGAUUGAAGCAAAAACGCACGACAACGUUUCAAUGUUGUUCAGCGAUAUAGUUGGCUUUACGUCGAUUUGCUCCACGGCGACCCCGAUGAUGGUUAUUGCUAUGUUGCAGAGCCUUUACAACCAGUUUGAUAUAAUUUGUGGAAAUUUGGAUGUUUAUAAGGUAGAAACGAUAGGAGAUGCUUAUUGCGUCGCUAGUGGAUUACAUAAGCCGAGUGCAACCCACGCUCAACAGAUUGCUUGGAUGGCAUUGACCAUGAUCGAAACGUGCUCAAAACAUCAGACACACGAUGGACAAGCUAUAAGGAUGCGGAUUGGUUUACAUACUGGAACUGUUUUGGCGGGUGUUGUUGGAAAGAAAAUGCCACGUUAUUGCCUUUUCGGGCAUAACGUGACGAUCGCAAACAAAUUCGAGUCGGGAAGUGAGCCUUUACAAAUCAAUGUCAGCCCGACAACACAGAGGGAUCUUGUAAAGAUGCCAGGAUUCGAAUUGACCCCACGAGAUCGUUCUUGCCUGCCUAAAGAACUGCCUUCUAGCAUUUCAGGAACAUGUUAUUUUCUAACUGGAUAUAAACACAGCAGUUUACCAGAAGACGCAGGUUUACAACAGCAUAUAAAUGCUGCUUUAAAGGAACUGGGCAUCAGUUCGUGA
Molecule: messenger RNA, 2001 nt
Organism: Ctenocephalides felis (cat flea)
Lineage: Eukaryota; Metazoa; Arthropoda; Insecta; Siphonaptera; Pulicidae
Gene: Gycalpha99B
Product: head-specific guanylate cyclase
Exons: 13
Coding region: 1-2001 (666 amino acids)
Biological process (GO): response to oxygen levels; cGMP biosynthetic process
Cellular component (GO): guanylate cyclase complex, soluble
Molecular function (GO): guanylate cyclase activity; heme binding
Source: RefSeq, a predicted model, not a curated record